AUGCCGCCGGUGCGCUUCAAGGCACCGCAGCAAGUGCGCAUUCGUUGUCCUAAAGGUCGCAUCGUUCCGCUCAAUGAACCCGAUAUCAAGAUCGGCAAGACUGUCGUCGCUGCUGCCCCCCACAGAAUCACAGCGGAGCAGCUGGAGCAGGCGAGAAGGACGUUGAGGAGGUGCAGCAGCUAUUCCCUGCCUUUCGUUCCCAUCCCCUCUCCCUGCUUCGCAUUAGGUCUUGCGAGUAAUGCUGAGUACUGCAUGAGCUUCGAAAUGCGCAGCAGUGUCCUAGCUUGGUAUUUGGGUCGUUCUAAAGAAGUACAUGCAACAGUGCAUGCAACUUAUCCUGUUACCAGGAAGGCGGAGGGGGUGAAGAUGGGACAGGGAAAAGGACGUGUGUUGUUCCACAUCCCACAAGUUAAUCCCUUCCACACCUUCAUGCCGCAGGCCCCCAACUACCACGCCUUCAAAAGGAUAGCAGGGAAACUGCCAUUCCCCGUUGUAUUUAGAGAACAGAAUAAUUAUUUUCCUCUAGACAGCGUGCAGCGGCUCAUUGAGAUCAAGCGCCGAAUGGACGCAGAAGCACACGAAACCCAAGUGAAGAACAAGCUACUUGAAGGCUUCCCACCUAAUACCUGCAACUGA
This is a messenger RNA of Eimeria maxima, 636 nucleotides long. RefSeq names its product ribosomal protein L16, putative. The transcript is spliced from 3 exons. Gene Ontology annotation, biological process: translation. The record is from RefSeq and is a predicted model, not a curated record. Gene Ontology annotation, molecular function: structural constituent of ribosome. The coding region runs from base 1 to 636 and encodes 211 amino acids. Lineage: Eukaryota; Apicomplexa; Conoidasida; Eucoccidiorida; Eimeriidae. Gene Ontology annotation, cellular component: ribosome.